AUGGCGGCCAGUGUAAUUGGCAUAGGACCUUCUUGGUUGUACAGAAGGCAAAUGGGCAUGAAAAAUUGUCUCGGUACCAAAAAUCACAUAUACGAACAAAUGUAUUCAAAUAUACUUCCUUACGGAAGCUGGGACCACACUUUUAAUAAUACUUACACUAGCGUACACGGUGGUGUUUUCUGUUUGGAAUUUUCACCGGAAGGUUCUCUAUUAGUGGCAGCCUGCGAAAAACGAAGCGUGCUGUUGUUCGAUCCCCUUACCCACAAGAGAAUCAACACAGUAGAAAAUGCUCAUUUGGAUUGCGUGAACUGUAUAAGGUUUUUAGAUUCGAGAUCGUUCGCGACUUGCAGUGAUGAUUUUACUGUCGCACUUUGGGAUGCUAGAAACCUAAACAAAAAAGUGAGAACUUUGAAAGGUCAUUCAAAUUGGGUCAAAAAUAUUGAAUAUUCUCCACAAGAUGGUCUGCUUGUAACAUCUGGAUUUGAUGGAAGCAUUUUAACUUGGGAAAUGAAUACAUACAGAGAAGAGGGUGUUACAUACAAAAAAAUUUUUUCAACAAAUGGUCUCAUGAGAACAAGGUUGACCCCUGAUGCAUCUAAAAUGAUAAUAUGCACAACUGGAGGUUAUUUAAUAAUAAUACACAACUUGGAUUUAAAUUCAAUGGGUCAAGAUCUAGAAGGAUUUAAACCAAACAUGUAUCGUUUAAUGCAACUAAGUCAAACAGUUCUUCCGAUUGCAUCAGAUUUUACUCACUUGUUUCGAGGUCAUGGAAAGCGAAAUAGAGUAGAAUUCAUCACAGAUUUUCCAGAAGGAGAUGAUGCAGAAGUUGUGUCUUCUCUUCAAAUUCAUCCAGAAGGUCAUUUAGCCAUUAGUAGAAAUGUUAGCAACAAUGAAAAGUCUGAGUGGUCUUGUAUUCACAACAUAGAAGAAAUAAUGGGUUCAGAUGAAUCAGAAUAUGGAGAUGAGGAAGAUGAAAUUGAUGUAUGCAGACCAAUGGAUUGGGCAGGUUCAACUGAAUCAAUAUCAACAACUCCAAGCUAUAUUAUUCAGCAUUCAACAAAUGAAAGACCAGGAAAUACUGAAAGAGAAGUUUCCGAACAUCGAGACUUACCUGUAUCGGCUUCUGACGUUUGGGAAGCACUUGUUGCUAUACAAGAAGCAAGAAUCAGACGGGAGACCGAUCGAUUGGCUUCAGAAAUGUCAGUUGGUCAAAUGUUCAGACGUCAGGCGAUGGACACAGAUAUUCAAUCUAGAUCGGUUAUUUUUAAUAAUCGAAUAUUCGUAACUAGAGUUUUACCUGGUUUAAAUCAUACAAAUAAUAGUAAUGGAGAGUCCACUCAAGGAUCCGUAGAAUCAUCUUCUGAUGUCCAUAAUACCACACUUCGAAGUUUGAGUGUUUUAAAAUCUAAAAAUAAUAAUUAUCGUAAAUACCGUUCUUCAACAUUUUUCGGAUCUUGUAGGAUGAAUUCAGAAAGGAAAAUACUUGCUAGACAGCGAUACACAUCUCUUUACCGACGAUCUCUUGUUGGUCAGUACGAUCGAACUUCAAUUUAUCGAAAACCAAUUUAUAAUAGAAGAAAAAUAAAAUUGAAAAAAUUGAAACCUAGCGUUAAAUUAAAUACAAGCUACGAAAUAAACGAAACACGUAGAUUGCAAGGUGAAUCAGAAAAUGAAAGGCUGUUAGUAACUCGUGAUUCAAGAGGGGAAGCUUCUUGUUCUAAAACUUUUAGUUCCGAAACUAAUAAAAAUUUAUCCAAGUGUCUAAAUUUAAAUUUUAAAAAUAUUACACCGGAACUAAAUUCAAAUGAUAGUUUUUUGCAAGAAACUUUACCCACAGUGAAUGAUUCCCCUAAUUGUCCAAGAAAUGAUUUAAAUGUGAUCGAAGAUAACGAAAACACUAAUCGUGUCAUUAGUAAUAAUAGUAAUAAUAAUAAUAAUAAUGAUAAUAAUUUAAAUGGUGAUCUAAACACUUCGUGCGAAGCAAUAAAACGAGGAGAAAGUGCUAUAACCGAUGAUGGAGAUUUUAAAAAAGAAAUUAAAAAAAGGAAUAUGUGUAGGAAAAUUGAUUACACCGAAUCUUCACGUACGAAUUUUGAAGGAUCUGAAUCACAAUCAUCAGAAGGAAAUGAUUUCAAAAAUUUAGAAAAUAACCAUUCAUCAUCUUCGAGUGCGUCUCACCGAAAUGAAACUUUGACGUCUUCUUCUCAACUUCCCGUAGAAACAACCGAAUCCGCAUCAUCUAAAAAGAAAAAAACAAUUUUAAUGGGAGUAUUUAAGGCUGGAAAUGAAAAUGGGAUUAAAGGAACUAGCAUGAGAAAACAUAAUGUAGCCACGGUCACAGUAUCCUCACCGACUUCAAUAGCGACAAAAUCUUCUUCGAGCAAAAAUAAUUUAUCUCAAACCGAAGAGCAGAAUCCAAAAGGAAAUUUUCAAUAUAAAUCAAGUAGAAAUAUAAAUGAUUGCACUCGUAGGAACGAAAAUAGUUGUGUCGCCAAAAGAAAUUGUACAAAUGUUAAAACAGGAAACACCUGUAAUGUUGGCACAAGUAAAGAGAAAAAAAAUAAUACAUCGUCGUCGAGAAAUUCUAUUUUAUCCUUAAAUAAAAAAAUACAUUUAAAUACAAGAAGACUGACACAUUAUGUUGAAGAGCCUAAUUUGGGUAGAGGUUUUAUUAAAGAACUCUGCGUUUCUCCUGACGGUAGAAUAAUAUGCUCACCAUUUGGAAACGGUAUACGACUUUUGUCAUUUUCAGCUACAGUCCAAGAUGUCUUUCACUGUUAUCCGCCUUCUCCUCCCAUACCCCUACACGAGCUUACCCUAAAUAUAGCUCAUACGGAUAUCGUAGUCAGUACUAAAUUUAGUCCUUUUCAUAAUCUUUUGGUAAGUGGUUGUUUGUCGGGAAAGAUAGUUUAUUAUCAACCGUUUUUUUAA
Pediculus humanus corporis (human body louse) is the source of this 2931-nucleotide messenger RNA. RefSeq lists its product as uncharacterized. Gene Ontology annotation, cellular component: Cul4-RING E3 ubiquitin ligase complex. Bases 1 to 2931 code for a protein of 976 amino acids. The record is from RefSeq and is a predicted model, not a curated record. Gene Ontology annotation, molecular function: protein binding. Lineage: Eukaryota; Metazoa; Arthropoda; Insecta; Psocodea; Pediculidae. The transcript is spliced from 7 exons.